Oncorhynchus tshawytscha (Chinook salmon) is the source of this 4314-nucleotide messenger RNA. RefSeq lists its product as uncharacterized. Gene Ontology annotation, molecular function: MAP kinase tyrosine/serine/threonine phosphatase activity; protein tyrosine/threonine phosphatase activity. Bases 354 to 3104 code for a protein of 916 amino acids. The record is from RefSeq and is a predicted model, not a curated record. Lineage: Eukaryota; Metazoa; Chordata; Actinopteri; Salmoniformes; Salmonidae. Gene Ontology annotation, cellular component: cytoplasm; cytosol. Gene Ontology annotation, biological process: negative regulation of JUN kinase activity; protein dephosphorylation. The transcript is spliced from 5 exons.
UCUUCCUCUCACGCAUAAAUCCGAGCGCACAUUUACACACGCACAAGCACUGACACUGGUAUGGUGUAAGCACUUUUUCUAUGUUUAUUUUUUUUAAAUUAAUAAUAGAUGGUUAGUGUCGAUGGUCCUAUAUUUUUCUAUGUAAGCUUAUACCUGCACCGCACACGGAUCCGAAAAUAUGAUAGGUCCUGCAGUGCAAACAAAUGUCUGGACAACAACAAUGAAAACGUAAGGAAUUGUAUUACACGGAGAGCAUGAAGAUAAAACGGAAUUGUCACUCCUAACGCGCAGCAGGCCUUUAUUUGUCCACAGAAAACCGGGAUAAAUACUAUUGCAGCUUUGUGUAGACCCAGAUGCCUCCACUCCCUAUUGGCGAGCGCAUAGUGGUUAUUCAGCGCCCUAAAAACUUGGCCCUACAUGGGCCCUCCCCACAGACCUCACCACAGCCUCACUCCCAUAUAACAGCCCUCAGCAACAAACCUCUCUCCCGCCCUUCUCAUCCCCACCCUCCUCAGUCCCACCCUAAUCCUCACUCCCAGAAUUCACUGUCUUUGGAAUGCAAGAGCAGAUCAUCAUCCCGUCUGCAGAAAACCAAGGGCAACAAGGCUAUCGUGUCAGAGGGUGUCAGACACACCGCUAGCCACUGUCACAGCAACGGGACCGUGACUCUUGGCCCUAGACCCCACCAACACACACACACCAUCGACAUCAAGCUAUCCGUGAACAAAGGAACAAAAGGACAAGGGCACAGCAACACUUUAGGUCGCAGUGGGAGUGUGAAGGUGGGCAAAAAAAGGGUCUCGUUGUGCUUGGAUCCCGGAUACGGGGAGAGAAAAGCUGGGGGAACAUCAGGGAAGCCUGGAGGAGCAGUGCAGCAACUCCAAAACCACCCACAGAACCAGAUCAAGGCCUCACUAGGCAAUCACCAUCAGAAUCAUCUGGCUGUGUCCGCAGGAGGGGUUCUAGAAUUUGUCCCAGCCCAGAGACAGCAGUCCAAGUCCAGAAGAGAGAAGGCGCAGGACGCAGCUUCCAAAGUCUGCUCUGCCAGCUUCCCCCCCAGAGGUGCCCGGGAAGUGCCCUGCGUGGGUAACAAAGAGAAUUCCAAACUGGGACCUGUCCAUGAAAACCCCAACGCCCACAGCCUGCCCCGCCACCACAACUCUGUUCCUGUUCCCCAUGCCUCUGUCCUAAACUCCCAUUACCCUGCUUCCCCUCCCUCUCACCAACCCUGUGCUUCUACCUCGUUCCAGCAACCCCUCAACAAGCCCCAUCCAUCCCGUGGCAGGGACCAUCGCCCUCAGAUCCUUCACGGCCUACCCCUCUCCCCCUGUUCCUCCCGUGGAGGUUUCCCCAGCCCAGACCACACCUGUACCAUCGACUUCUCCCAUCCCUUCAGCUGUGGCUGCUGGAAGCUGGUCCGCUGCAGGGGGGCCAGGGGACGUUCUGCUGGCUGUCAGGGGGGUGGGGGGAGUCCAUCUUCUUCUUUUUCCUGCGCCCACGGCCACAGGGUUGGAGGGGUGAACCACAGAGGGGGCUCAGCAAUGGGUUUAAGAACUCUGGGGGGAUGUUUGUCCACAGCCUCCACCACCAACACCUCAUCCUCCAACAGCACUGUGUCGGACUACCGGACGGGCUUGCUCAGACCCCUGCGAUGUGCCUCCUGCUCCGGGGAGGCUGGUGCCUUUGAGAGUCCUGCUGCAUUCCGCAAAAAACUGGUGGGGGGAUGCCUGCCCUGUACCCCACUAUCCUCCUCAGCCCCGCUGCGAGCCUUACAGAGUUGUGUGAGUGGCUGCAACCCCAAAGCCAGUCAGGGCGGAAGCUCUACAUGCAGUUAUUGUAGCAGCGACCCCAUAGUGGUGACCUUCAACCCCCACCGGGGCAGAAAGCCCCCCGGGAUGGGGAGGGGUAUAGUGUCAGGGCACCCCAUGGGGGUAUUCCCCGCCGAUGACGAUGAUUACAGUGUGCGCACAAUCUGGCCCGAGGAGCUGGCGAAGAAGAUGACCAGGUCUAAAACUCAACAGAACCACCAGAGCUGUGCCGGGAUGGGGAUGGGAAUGGGGAAGACAUGUGCCGGUCAGAAUCAGAACAGCAGCAACGGAACCAGCCCUGUUAUACUGGACUGUAAGAACCUGUUGGAGUUCACCCGGAAUCAGAUAACAGACCACGCUGGCCGCCGCCGGCUUCAGCAGGGCAAGAUGGCAGUCCUGGAUUUCAUUGGGUCUGGGUCUGGGCCUGGGCGAGAUCCAGGCCGGGACUCGCUGAAGAGGCUCUGGAAGAAAGGUGGGGAGACAGGGAUGGUGGAUGGCAUGGGGCAGGAAGACGAUAUGGCAUACCCUCGCACCCCCUCCCCCCGCUCUCCCUCUCCCCAAUCCCCUUCUUCCUUCUCAACAGCACCGUCAGUUCCCAGCACUCUCCUCAAACCCAAACCAAGACAGAGAGAUGCAGAGGGACGGUAUUCCCUCCCCUCCGCCCCGUCCCUCCACCUGGUCCUAAACUCAGUCAACAGAGAGCAGGAUGAGGAGAACGGCAGAGUGCACCUCACUCUGCCGCUCUCCUCCUCGCUCCCGGCUUCCCUGUCAGAUGAGAGUGGGAUGACCCCUGACGUGGAGAAUGCGGUGGUGAGCCCCAUCCUGCCCUUCCUUUUCCUGGGCAACGAGAGGGACGCCCAGGACCUGGACCUACUGCUGCGUCUCAACAUCGGCUACGUGGUCAAUGUCACCACACACCUGCCCCUCUACCACCUCGGCUCCAGCCUGAUACACUACAAACGACUGCCGGCUACCGACAACAGCAAGCAGAACCUGCGUCAGUACUUUGAAGAGGUGUUUGAGUUCAUUGAGGAGGCACACCAGAGUGGGCGUGGAGUGUUGGUUCACUGUCAAGCAGGCGUGUCCCGCUCGGCAACCAUCAUCAUCGCCUACCUGAUGAAGCAUACCCUGAUGACCAUGACGGAUGCCUACAAGUACGUGCGGGGCCGUCGUCCUGUGGUGUCUCCUAACCUCAACUUCAUGGGUCAGCUACUGGAGUUUGAGAGGGACCUCAAUUCCGGGGUCACUCCUCGCAUCCUGACCCCCAAACUCAGCGGCCUGGAGACCCAGGUCUGAGAGUGGGAGACUGAUUAGAGGGACAGAAUGGAGGGAUGGAGGAAACCCGCAUUGGGCGAGCCAUAGUUUUGUGAAGGAGAAAUGAAAGGUAGAAUGAUGAAGAAGGGAACGCUGAUUAACAGAUUGUCCCUAUUGGCAUAGAUGAUGAAUUGAUGAUUGAAAUAGUGCACUUCUAUAGAUUAUGGGAGAAAUAAUUUGAUUGGUUAUUUUAUAAAUAGUCUCAUUUCUGGCCAACCUGAUCUUCAUCCAAUUCCAUUUGUAAUUUUGACCAUUUUUAUACAAUGCUUAGAUAUCUGACAGAUAAGGGGGCAGGUAGACUAGCGGUUAAGAGCGUUGGGGCAUUAACCGAAAGGUCACCGGUUAGAAUCUCAGAGUUGACUUAGUGAAAAAUAUUCUGAUGUGUCCUUGAGCAAGGAGCUUAACCCUAAUUUCUCCUGUAAGUCGCACUGGAUAAGAGCAUCUGCUAUAUGACUUAAACAUGUAAAUAUUAUCUCCCAUGAUCCACUGUGAUCAGAUGACUCAUUUGAUGCUUGUGGUUUAUAGCAUUACAGAAACUAAGGAAGUGCAAUGAGUCCUGGUCUGACACAAGGCCAUUUACAAAAUCAAUAAUGCAUGCAGAACCAGAAUAGAAACAACUAUAGUGACACCCCACCAUUAAACUAUGAUAACCCUAUACAUAGCUCCAGAAAGGUCAUUCCAAUGCAUUUUAACCAUCAAAAUGUUUGGUUGUUUAGAAUAUUGCCUCUCAACUGAAGUGACACAGUCCCAGAGGACAGCUGAUCUUGCCAUAUUGUUGGUUUAGUUCUGUCUUUCCUAACUGGAUUGUAAAUGUAAAUGUCAAUGUCAUUUUUUUUUUACUCUUGUGAGAAUUGUUCAAUAUAGCAUUGUGUGACUGGUGGAGGAGUGAGCGGAUUUAAUUGUGCCAAUUCUUAGAGAAAUGGGUUGAAAUCAGAAACCUACAACACUGUGGAUGAAACCUGAGCUGGUGUCAAUAGAAGGAUGGUAAAUAGAAGCAGCAAUGAUACACAGGCAACGUUGAACAGAUUCAGCAGACUGUUACUGAACUGAACUUAGUCAUGGAUCUAUCCAUGUUGUCUUUCCAACAGACAAUGGUUGGAAAGAUAUAAGAAGAUGAACCCUACACUCUUAGAAAGAAGGGUUCCAAAAUGGUUAUUUAGCUGUCUCCCCCCUCCACCCUUUUUGGUUCUAG